Messenger RNA from Brassica oleracea var. oleracea, 2854 nucleotides. RefSeq lists its product as uncharacterized. The coding region runs from base 197 to 1810 and encodes 537 amino acids. The transcript has 5 exons. The record is from RefSeq and is a predicted model, not a curated record. Lineage: Eukaryota; Viridiplantae; Streptophyta; Magnoliopsida; Brassicales; Brassicaceae.
GAGAAAGACCUACUCCACGCAAGCAAUGAUGUCUGAGAUUUGCUAUUUUCUAUACGCUUCUUCAUCGGGAACUCAAAACGCUUCAAUUGGUUCUCGACUUACUAAAAAUAAAAGGUAAAGCGGAGGUGGUCAUCUUUAAACGAAGAUAGUGUCGUCUCCCAUAGUUGACAUCAGAGAGAACGUAGAUCGAAAUAAUAUGGACUCAAUACCGGAAAUAAUGUUUGCUGCCGGAGAAGAGCCCGUCGGAGUCAGGGUUCUGACCUACCAAUCAUCUCGAGCGAUAAAAAAAAUAAUCAAAGGGCUUGAUGAAGAAGAAAUACUCUCUAUACGGGCGUCGUCUUUUGGGAAGAUAAUCGACAUCGGAGAGAAGCCUUUGUUUUCGGGGAGAUUCACGAGGUACAUGAUGUCAAGACAGCUGAAGGUGAAGAAGAAGCACGAGGUGUGGUUUAGGUUUGCCGGUCAGCCGAUUAGGUUCUCGUUGAGGGAGUUUGCAAUAGUAACUGGGCUUCCAUGUGGUAAAUUUCCACCAAAAUCGAAGAUGAAGAUGAAAGAGACUAUUACCGAGAAGCCAUACUGGCCUUCGUUGUUUGGGAAAGUGGAGGUUGUGACUGUAUCUUCCGUAAUCAAGAUGCUUCGCCGGAGAACCGUGACGGAUAGAGAAACCCGGAUUAAGUUUGCAUGUCUGGCUAUUCUCUCUUCUGUCCUGCUGCCUACAAGCCUGAAUAUGAAGAUCUCCAGAGAGCAUGCUGAGGCCAUUGAGGAUAUGGAUGACUUCUAUUCAUUCCCGUGGGGGAGAUUGGCGUACGAAAUGCUGAUGAAUAGUAUAAAAGAAAGAGAUGAGAUCUCACUGUCACAAAACACUAUUGCCGUGAAGGGCUUUGCUCUAGCUCUUCAGCUAGUACUGGUAGAAGCUGUACCCUCUUUAACAGAAGUAGUCCAAGAAACAUGUUCUUCUUCAGAAUCAGAAAGCGCCGACGAUGUUGAGGAAGGGUCUGAAAGGUCAUCCAAAAAGCAAACGCUAAGCCCUGCUCACGCCCGUAACCUCGACAAGAAAACCGAGGUAUAUGUGAAGAGCAUAAUUGAUGAAGAUCCAACCCGACCAUUGGAUGAGAGUACACUCGGUUGGUAUGAUGAGGUGGAAGAUGUUGGGGUGGACAAUCUAGUGAAGCUUAUAAAUCAAGGCUAUAAGUUUUGUGCCUCUAUGUUUAAAGGUGGAGCGACAAAGGCAGAUGUGCAGAGGAUGAGAGAGGAUGCAAAAGAAAGAGCUAAAGAGAAGAAAAGUAGAAAAGCACCAGUGAACCCAAGCACUGUAGAUGGAGGAAAUUGUGAAGCUGCUGCUGGUUUGAUGGAUAUGAUAAAGCCGGAUCUGAUGAGGAUUGAUGGGAAUGUGUCUUCUACAAUGAGAGCCGUUAAUGAUAUGAUCACAAAGAUAGGAGUGUGGCAUGGGGCCAUAAAAACAGAGGUGGGAGAAUGGAUGGGGAUAAUAAAAGAGGAAAUUCAAGGGCAGAUUAGCUUGGCUCUUAAAGAAGCAGAAGGAACAUCAACACAUCCUCCAGCAGUUCCUAUAGUCACACCACCUGCCCCGAGAAAUCCAGUAGGUGGAGGAAGUGUAGAGGAUAGUUUUAUCGGAAUACCAUUCGAAACGUUAUGGGAAGCAUCGAACAGUACAAGACGCCUCUGCGCCAGAACAUCCAGGUUCAGGAGGUCGGCGUUGCUGACGGACGUCAAAACGUUGGAGCCGAAGCCAACGUCACUGUUGAUCCACAGAACGACGGGACUGCUCUAUCAGCAUCGAGCCACACUCAUAUGAGGAAGGAUGGAGUCAAUGAGAUAAAUGUACCCGACAAUGAGACAAAGGAACAAGUACCCGAAGCUCCUAGUUUUUCACUCGGUCUCACUCAGCAGGAGAAGAGUCCUUGUAAUGAGCAGUUAGGGGCAGUACGGCUAGCUGCAGAUCUAAAUGUUGGGCAUGACGAAGGCGAGGAGAAUGUGGAGGGAAAUAACGUUUGUAGGAAAAGAAAGAGACAAAAAAAUUUCCCUCCAAUUUAAUGGCCGAUUACGAAUGCGGACAUAACAUAGUGGGUCAUGGUCGUCAAGCCCAUGUGUUGCUGCUUGUGUCGCCAGACAGUGAAGUGACUAUAACCAAGUUCCAGCAAUUAGGGGAGAAGCUUCUGAGCUCAUUUGUUAUCAAUGUGGCUGGACUAUCUGUGUCGGAUAAGGACAUUAAGGACAUCGCUGAAAGAUCCCGUCCUCUCUCCGCGAAGGUUGUCGAUGUAGUCACCCGUAUACUCCGUACAGUUCAAGACAAAUAGUCAAACAGUGGAGGGAGUAAAAGAGAUGAGUUCUUGAUACCAAAUUUUUUGCAUCUCUGUCAAGAAAUUACUCUAAGUUCGCCAAGUGCAGGAACAAAGAAGGUCACAUGUUCCCAAAAGGUACAUUGGAUUUUCUAUACAAUAUAAAGGAUUCAAUAUGUAUGAUACGUCAGUUUUACCUGCCAUUCAACUUUGACAAAAAACACUGGGUGGGAGUUUGUAUUGACUGCGAGGAGUGGAAAAUCUAUGUCCUCGAUUACAAGUGCUACUAAAUCAUCGUAAAGACCAUCCCAUCUGGAGAAGACCUUGAGUUACGAAACCGGAAUUUAUUUUUGAUCGCAUACUUGGCCAUGUGGUGUUUGAACUCUUCCCUACUUUUGAAAAUCAUGCCGACGUAUACAAUGUCGUCUAUUGGUUGCUUUGAUCCUACAAAUUUUCCAUAACUGAUGUUGAUUAGAAAUCAGUAGAUGUAUGUAAAUAACUCUAAUUAUCACGUGUGUGGUUUGACUAAGGAUUAAUGAUUUAAUAACAUAGAUUGCAUU